UGCUGCUCCUCAGUGCUAUGACCUGGACCUGCCCCUUGCACACUGACCUUGUGCUCUGCUUCUCGCCAACGUUCGCCCUGUCCCUGUUUUUAAAAGUGGAUGUUUUUUGGCUGGUUUUGCGUCUGGUCCGGCUGGCGUUGGAGCUGAGGAGGUGGGAGCCGCAGUAAGGCAGGGGUUGUGACAGCACCGGUUUAGACUGACUUAAACUGUUUUUCUGGGAAACCCAGUUAGCGCAAGGUCUUGCCACCGCCUAAGGGAGGGUGCUUAACCUGUCAUCACUGAUAAAUGCCUUCAAAAUUAUUGCCAGAGAUGGGCUGGGACCCUUGUGAGCUCUUCCCACUUCAUUACAGUGGAGUGGCUGAUGCUGAGGCUUUCCCCAUCCCUUUAGGGCUGCUGCUCCAAGACGUUGUCCCACCCUCUAGAAAUGAGGGCAAAGAGAAGAAACUGCCUCUUCCCAGGUCGAAACAAGUCUCUUGGGAACACCGGUACUGCCCGUGUCCUGCCAGCCUCUGCGCAGCUUUGCUUGCCCCUUCUUUCCUUCGCUGGCCGCGCUUGGCUCUGCCUGCCAGGCGGGCGACACCGAGAAACCUCGGGAGCUAUUGGGUUUCUGCUGGCAACGGUGCAGGCGUGCAGCUGCGAUCUGUUGCUUUCCCCAUCUUUUGCAGAGUCACGGUGAUUAGUGAGGGACGGGCUAUAAGCUGAGUCUCUGGUUGUACGCUGGGUUUUGGACAGCUUUGGGGUGUUUUAACUUGUAACCUGCAGAAGCAAGGGAAAUCAUUAAUCCUAGGGGAGCGUGACCUGCCUUGAGCUCCACCUUUCCAGGCAAGCUUGCAUGCCGGUAGGAUUUUAGCUGGUUGAAAUGCUGUAGGUGUGGCUUUUUCCACAGCUGCUGAAAUCUGGAUUUGCUGCACAUGGAGAAAGAGCUCCAGACAUGUCUAGUGUCCAAGAGAUAACGCACAACAGCUCUGUGCCUGCAUCUCUGGCUGGCUUGAAGUCUCUCUCAUCUGAAGUCUCUGUAGUUAUAGUGGGCCUCCUUAAGUCAAUUUAAGCUUUGGAUCCCAUCCAAAGAAGGGGAAGUACAUUGAAAAUUGGAAACGUGCAAGAGGCUGCAGGUAGCUCUCAGAGGAUGGGAGACCGAGCUGAUAAUAAACAGUGAUUUACAUCGCAGAGCAUCCUCUUGCGGAGGUAACACAGUGGCACCCAUCCACCCUCAGCCUGCAGCACCUUUUAGAACCGUGUCUAACCAUAUUGAGAACUGUAUUACUGAUGAGGCAGUGGUGAUCCUUCUUAAGCCAGACCAUAUGCAGAGAAAGGCUAGGGCUGAGCUGUGGUUAAAAUAUGAUCCUCUUCAGCAUAAGCUGCCAGGCUCACCCACCUUUCAGAUGUGUUGCUGGACUCUCAUAUAGGCAGUUAUAUACCCUGUUUUGGAGAGCGGUUUUUAUUGUGCUCCAGGAACGGCUGCUGUGCUCUUUGCUUUGGCCGCUGGUGCAUCCGUACUGUUUACUAACAAUACCGUUGGCAGCAAACCCAUGCUUUUACUGUGCGGCUUCCUUGGGAGAUGUUAUCUUGAGGUUGUUUCAGCUUCUUCCUUUGUGGUAUUGUCUGAAACUCCCAGCUUUCCGGCAGGAGAGGGUGCAUGGAGUGCCAGCAAACAGCAGUGAGCGUGCAUUGAACACCCUGGGAGUCAGACCGUGGUGGUGUUUAGCAAGCACGUGUCCUUUAAGGAGAGGGCAAGUUGCUUAAAAUCCCUUAGCCUCAGACAGUGGUCGUGCCCUCGCUGGCACAGCGUGUUCCCUUCCUUGCCUGCAGCGUGCUACGACGUGUGUCAGCGUGCAUCUCUCGGCAAGGUUCCUCUUGCAUGUGUUUAUAAUGUCAAGUUUACUGGGAAAAGUGGACAGCCCUUGUGCCGAGCCCCCAGUAACAGCUCUCCUGUCUCUCUUUGAUUUACAGAACAAUCAAGUUCUUGGGAUUGGAAGCGGUUCUACGAUUGUCCAUGCGGUGCAUCGAUUAGCCGAGCGGGUUAAAGAGGAGAACCUGACAAUUGUCUGCAUCCCUACGUCUUUUCAGGCCCGACAGCUGAUCCUGCAGAACGGCUUAACGCUAAGUGACUUGGACCGACAUCCAGAGCUUGAUGUUGCCAUCGAUGGAGCAGAUGAAGUGGACUCUGACCUCAACCUUAUCAAAGGUGGCGGUGGCUGCCUGACCCAGGAGAAGAUAGUUGCAGGAUAUGCAAAAUGCUUCAUCGUUAUUGCGGAUUACAGGAAAAAAUCAGAGAGCCUCGGGGAGCGAUGGAAGAAGGGAAUUCCUAUCGAAGUCAUCCCCAUGGCUUACGUCCCCGUCUCCAGAGCCCUGACCAAAAACUUCGGAGGUGCCGCAGAGCUGCGGAUGGCUGUUAGCAAAGCGGGCCCUGUGGUGACAGACAACGGGAACUUCAUCCUGGACUGGAAGUUUGACAAAGUUCAUGAAUGGAGUGAAGUGAACACCGCUAUAAAAAUGAUACCAGGUGUGGUGGAGACGGGACUCUUCAUCGACAUGGCAGAGGUGGUGUACUUUGGCAUGGAGGACGGCUCGGUCAGCGUGCGGGAGAAGCAGCCUCGCUGACGCCAGCACGCUGCCUGCUCUGCUUCGCCUUCGGCCAGUUUGAUUCAGCUGUUGUAAUGGUGCCAACCUGACGUUUUGCCUUAACGAGCAGCGGUUAUUGCAGAAGACGGAUGGGAAGUUGAUCAGAAUCCGCUGACGUGAUACUGAAUGUCUUUUUUAAAAACAAAACAAAAAUUAUAUUCUAUUUCUAUAUAUAUAUAUUUUUACUUUACAGGAAUGUUGUCUUUUUUUAAAGAAUCAUUUAAACAAAUUGCUUUAAUGUUUUUAUUUUAUUUUCUAAGAAAUACUUACCAAAAA
Haliaeetus leucocephalus (bald eagle) is the source of this 2898-nucleotide messenger RNA. It is a transcript of the gene RPIA, whose product is annotated as ribose 5-phosphate isomerase A. Gene Ontology annotation, biological process: D-ribose metabolic process; pentose-phosphate shunt, non-oxidative branch. Lineage: Eukaryota; Metazoa; Chordata; Aves; Accipitriformes; Accipitridae. Gene Ontology annotation, cellular component: intracellular membrane-bounded organelle. The record is from RefSeq and is a predicted model, not a curated record. Gene Ontology annotation, molecular function: ribose-5-phosphate isomerase activity.